Messenger RNA from Anopheles coustani, 3021 nucleotides. RefSeq names its product cap-specific mRNA (nucleoside-2'-O-)-methyltransferase 1 (gene Cmtr1). Bases 298 to 2799 code for a protein of 833 amino acids. Gene Ontology annotation, molecular function: nucleic acid binding; methyltransferase cap1 activity. Lineage: Eukaryota; Metazoa; Arthropoda; Insecta; Diptera; Culicidae. Gene Ontology annotation, biological process: 7-methylguanosine mRNA capping. The record is from RefSeq and is a predicted model, not a curated record. The transcript has 3 exons. Gene Ontology annotation, cellular component: cytoplasm; nucleus.
AACAAAGUUUCGGGGAAAUAAAAUCAUUGUCGAACAAGCGUCGCUUGCAGCAUGUAAAAAAUCGCGUGGUGUAGUGUACCAAACAAAACUUUUCUUGCUAAAAAGAUAAUCUUAGCUUGAAUCGGUUAAGUUCAGCGUUCAAUAUAAACUUAUUUGAAAAAGAAAAGCCUGACUUGAGUCAGGAUUGCCUGAUUUUUGUGCUGUUUUUCGCGCCCGGCUAUUAAAAAAAGCGUGUGCAGUAUUUUUCCUUCAAAUCUAACACCACUCGAGUAGGGAAAUUUGCUUCUCCCGUAAAAAAUGGCAAGCACAUCAAACCUCUCAGCCGACUCUUCAGAAGAGCAAGAAUCCUUGUCGAACGAUUCUCAUGCUUAUGGCAAGCGCAAAAACACUAGCGAUUCGGAUUCUGAUAACAUGGAUGAGAAAAAAAUUCGAACUGUUCCUGCGGCAGUAGGGACAUCCUUAUCUUUCGGACAAUUUUCCGAAAAAUCGGUACGCAUGAUGCAGCAGAUGGGAUACAAGGCCGGUACUGGUCUAGGAAAAUCAGGUCAAGGCCGAGUUGAUCUGAUCGAAACCUCCUCCCAAAAAGGCAGAAGCGGUUUAGGUAUGAAGCUUAAUGAGUUGAAUUCUGCUGCAGAUCAGUGGGAUGCUCUAACUGAGGAGUUAGAAAUUCCCGAAAAAGUACAGUGGCUCCAUAACAGCAAUCCUCAAGUGAAUGAACCUGGUAUCACCAGGGAACAGCUGGAUGCUUGGAUAAAGGUGGGACCUCGGAAGAUGAUCAUCGAAGAUGAAGAUAAGUACUGUUCCAGAGAAAUAUUGCUACAGAUAUUGGAUAGCAAAUCAGUGUUUAAUAAUCUCGGAGCUGACGAUAUGCGAAAGGCACGUUCUAAAUCGAAUCCUUUCGAGCUUAUAAAAAGCAAUAUUUUCAUUAAUCGUGCGGCGGUGAAAAUGGCCAACAUGGAUGCAUUGUUUGAUUUCAUGUUCACCAAGCCAGUUGACAUGAAAGGUAGCCCGCUAGUUAGAGAUAACGAUUUGUUCUAUUUUGCCGACGUGUGCGCCGGGCCGGGAGGCUUUUCUGAGUAUGUGUUAUGGAGGAACAAGUGGCGUGCCAAAGGCUUCGGGUUUACGUUGAAAGGCGCGAAUGACUUCCGUUUGGAUGAUUUUUCAGCUGGUGCACCAGAAACAUUUGAUACCUACUACGGCCCGAAAGACAAUGGCAACAUAUUUGAUCCGGCGAAUAUAGAGGGCUUCACUGACUAUGUGAUGACACAGACUGAAACAGGAGUCCAUGUCAUGAUGGCAGACGGUGGCUUUUCCGUCGAAGGUCAAGAAAAUCUGCAAGAAAUACUUUCUAAGCAGCUCUACUUAUGCCAGGUCAUUGUAGCGCUAGCGAUUGUGCGCACCGAUGGGCAUUUCGUUAUGAAAUUCUUCGACAUUUUUACCCCCUUCAGUGUUGGACUGCUUUACUUGGUGUACAAAUGUUUCAAGCAAAUUUCCAUCUGCAAACCAAACAGCAGUCGUCCGGCCAAUUCCGAACGCUAUCUGGUCUGUAAAUGGAAGAAACCUAAUACAGAUCUGAUACAGAGACACUUGGAGGAUGUGAAUAGGCAGAUGUUUAAUAAUAAGAACGAAAAGAUAGACACGCUGGAACUGGUGUCGGAAGAGGUAUUGCUAAGUGACAAUGCAUUUUUCGAGUAUUUGCAACAAAGUAAUAAUGAAAUCGGACGCAAUCAGAUCAACGCACUUCUGAAAAUAGCAGCGUUCUGUAAAAACAGCGAACUUACGGAGACACGCCAGUUGGAGGUGAAACAAAAUUGUUUGGCGCUCUGGAAACUGCCGGAUGCAAUAAGAAAGUUCUCCAACAAAGGUGACCCCGAUCAGUAUAUUGUUAAAUUCUACAACGAAUGGAAUGGAAUGGUGAAAGAAGUAUGUCAAACUGAGAAAAAAGUUAAUUCGGAGUUACGAAGCUCCUUUCCGUCAGCCUAUGAUUGGUACUUCGUUCCUAUCGGCAAUGCUGAAAACAAGGGAAAAAACAUUCGCACAAUCUUAUUGGGCAAAGGAGGAAAAGAAGUGUAUCAGUUUGAUGCAAAGCAGUGUUCCUGGAUACCACUUAAAGACAUAGCAAUCGAACUUUCCCCCGAAACAAUUAUUUACGCCGAAAUAGUACGUGAAUUGCAGGGCGAAGGUAAAUCUCAGAUCGUGAUCAACACCCUACACAUCAUCGAUGGAUUAGUGUUGGGUGGGGAAGAUAUACGGAAGCUGCCACUGUCACAGAGAAUUGCCAAGUGCCAGCAAUUUGCCAAAGCGCUGAACAAACCGAUCAAGAGUGUCUCAAACGAGACCUCCAAUUGCACUGUGGCUGUACAAGUACGAGCAAAAAAACUAUAUCAAGCUUUUGAGUUAGAAUCAUUUUUCAACUCGCUUGAGCUAUACAAAUUGAAAACCGGUCCACCUCGUUUGGGUUAUCAGGUGCGUAACCUAGUUAAUACCGAUCGAUUCUACAUACCCUACGGUUUAUUGUUUCUUAAAGAAGUAAAACCGGACUACAUGAAAACGAUGUCAAAAAAGAGAAGGAUGUUUUACUACUUCCACAUAAAGACAAAAGAAUCGAAAUAUCCGGAGCAGUUUGAAAACCAGGAGUUAGAAACUUUGGCGACUUUCGAGGAAACGUUCUACUCUCGUCAACUGUGGAAGUGGGAAACGGUGCAUCAAGUUGAGGCUAAUUUCGUUGGGACAAAAGACUCGGACAGUGUGUAUCGCGUCGAUUUUAGUUCUUAUUUCCAAGCAUUUUAUUCAGAUUAGUAAAAGACAGUCGUAAGAGAAGCAGAGAGAAUAUAAAUUAAAUAAUAAGCGUCCAACAGGCAUGCCAUGCAGCAGCAAAAAAUAAUUGUUGUAAACAUUCACAAUGAUUUUAAAUAAAAUCAACCAUACUCAAUAUUUACAUCGGCCAAGAUUAGUUUUUUAUUUUAGAUCAAUGCUGAAAUGUAACAGUUUUCGAGAAAUUAAAAAUUUAGUCAGAUUAAG